Messenger RNA from Aspergillus pseudoviridinutans, 750 nucleotides. Its product is annotated as ureidoglycolate hydrolase. NCBI's taxonomy places the organism in Eukaryota, Fungi, Ascomycota, Eurotiomycetes, Eurotiales, Aspergillaceae. The transcript has a single exon. The coding region runs from base 1 to 750 and encodes 249 amino acids. Gene Ontology annotation, biological process: allantoin catabolic process. The record is from RefSeq and is a predicted model, not a curated record. Gene Ontology annotation, molecular function: ureidoglycolate hydrolase activity; ureidoglycolate lyase activity.
AUGGCGCCCAUUCUCACCUCCAGCCCAACUCUCCGCAUCACCCCCGAACCCUUCACCAAAGAGGCCUUCGCCCCCUUCGGCACCGCCAUCAGCUGUCCUCUACCACGCGAUCUCUCCUCCGCGCCUCCUCUCUCCUCUCUCCCUCCUCACGAUCCCGCUCCAGUCGUCGCGAACCAAUCCUCCGCCCUCAAGUACAGCCCCAUCUCCCCACUGCUCGACCGCUACCCGCAAUGUCCCAGCGGCCAGCCCUCCUCCGCCCGCAUGAGCAUGUUCUCGUGCUUCCCGCGCAAACUGCGCGCCGCCCAAGCAACAGGAGGGGAGUCUAGCGUGUUCGACGUCCGCAUCCUGGAGCGACACCCCUUCACCACGCAGACAUUCACACCUAUCGACCUCUCCAGCCAGACCCGCGCGGGCGAUGCGGAGGAACCAUUCUACCUGGUUGUCGUGGCGCCGACGUUGAAGGGCCAGACGGCGAGGGCGACUACGCCUUCGGGGGACACCGUCACGAUCAGGGAUCCCCCCGACUUGAACAAUGCGCGGGCGUUUGUGGCGAGGGGUGGGCAGGCGGUGACGUAUGGGGUUGGGACGUGGCAUGCGCCGAUGGUGGUGCUGGGUUCCAGGCGGGUGGAUUUUGUGGUUGUUCAGUUUGUCAAUGGUGUGGAUGAUGAGGAUGUGCAGGAGGCUGCGUUUGGGGAAGGGAUUGUGGUUGAUUUGGGGAAGAGUCGGACGUUGGGCGCUUCCAAGCUCUAA